AUGUACAACAAUGCCAACGAGAAUGAAGUCUGCAAAAGGUCACGGCAUUUCCACAUCAAGAAAGCUAUUAGGAAACCAAAACAGUUGAGUUCCAUUAACACGGAAGAGACAGAGCUAUCAACUCCCGCUGCCAUUAAGACUGAGACCAAACUCCCUAGCACAAUUUUCAAGGCUCUGCCUCUCCUAUGCGGAGGAGCCGCGCCGCCCGCACCCCGGGACAGCAGCGCGUCCCAGGAGGAGCAGGAUGAGGAGCUUGACCAUAUAUUAUCCCCUCCACCCAUGCCUUUUCGGAAAUGCAGCAACCCAGAUGUGGCUUCUAGCCCUGGAAAGUCACUGAAGUAUCAAAGACAGCUGAGUGAGGAUGGAAGACAGCUGCGACGAGGGAGCCUGGGAGGGGCUCUGACUGGGAGGUAUCUCCUGCCGAACCCGGCGUCUGGGCAGGCCUGGCCGGCCUCCGCCGAGACCUCCAACCUCGUGCGCAUGCGCAGCCAGGCCCUGGGCCAGUCGGCGCCGUCUCUCACGGCCCCCCUGGAAGGGCAGCCUCCGAAGAGCCAUUUCAACUCAGCCAGACAUCGCCAGAGACUAGUGGACCCAGCUGCUUCAAAA
This is a messenger RNA of Galeopterus variegatus (Sunda flying lemur), 606 nucleotides long. Its product is annotated as microtubule-associated serine/threonine-protein kinase 4-like. NCBI's taxonomy places the organism in Eukaryota, Metazoa, Chordata, Mammalia, Dermoptera, Cynocephalidae. The transcript has 5 exons. The record is from RefSeq and is a predicted model, not a curated record. The annotation marks the transcript as partial.